GAUCACGGAAGUAUUCCUGACCUCCGCACGGAGGCGGGUUCGCCUUCGAGGAGUGCUUCCGGGUCAAGCCUCCGCUGGGGCGGAAGGAGCGGAGUCCGGUGAGGCUGGCCUCCACACUCCUCAUCCUCUGAAUAGUGAAAGCCUCGGAACACUCUUGGACCACUUUGGAAAACUCUUGUACCAGCAGCAAGUCAUCUGCUGCAAUCCUGUUGAGCAGAGCCACAUUUGAGGUUUCCAAGUGUAAAGAAGACUGUCUUUGCUUUUCCCAUGAAGCUGAAUCAUUGUCUGUCCAUCUUAGUGGUGGUCACUCUUGUGCCAGCUGCUCUGGUUUUGGAAGAUGUGGCCCCACUGGGAGCAAAUCAGAGUUCUUACAAUGUAUCAUUUCUCCCGAGCUUUGAACUCUCAGCAGGUUCCCAUUCUGGUGAUGAUGUCAUCAUAGCCAAAGAGGGAACAAAUGUUUCCCUGGAGUGUCUUCUCACAAUGGAUCAGUAUGGAGAUGUCCACUGGUACAACUCGAAAGGACGGCAGCUACAUGGCAGAGGUGGAAAAUGGUUGGUUUCCGAUAACUUCCUAAAUAUCACCAAUGUCGCCUUUGAUGACCGAGGGCUCUAUACGUGUAUCGUCACCUCUCCAACUCAUGCCUCCUACUCAGUCACCCUCCGUGUGAUCUUCACCUCUGGAGACAUGAGUGUCUACUAUAUGGUUGUGUGCCUGAUCGCCUUCACAAUCACACUCAUCCUGAAUGUCACUCGGCUAUGCCUGAUGAGCACCCAUCUCCGAAAGACUGAGAAGGCCAUCAAUGAGUUCUUUAGGACUGAGGGGGCUGAAAAGCUCCAGAAGGCCUUUGAGAUAGCAAAGCGCAUCCCCAUCAUCACCUCAGCCAAAACCCUGGAGCUUGCCAAGGUCACCCAGUUUAAGACCAUGGAGUUUGCCCGCUACAUUGAAGAACUAGCCAGAAGUGUCCCUCUCCCGCCCCUUAUUCUGAACUGCCGGGCCUUUGUUGAGGAAAUGUUUGAGGCUGUGCGAGUGGAUGACCCUGAUGACAUGGGAGAGAGAAUCAAGGAGAGACCUGCCUUGGAUGCUCAAGGUGGCAUCUAUGUGAUUAACCCAGAGCUGGGACGAAGUAACUCACCUGGUGGAGAUUCGGAUGACGGUUCUCUAAGUGAGCAAGGCCAGGAGAUAGCAGUGCAGGUGUCUGUCCACCUUCAGUCAGAGACCAAAAGUAUUGGGACAGACUCUCAAGACAGCAGUCACUUCAGCACCUGUGAUGACCCGGCACCUGCUGAGGGCAGCACUCACCCCAGAGAAUGAGCAUGUGACCACUGACAGCUUGCCCAGUGCUCAGGAAAAGAGCUUGCUAUGAGGACAUAGCAUUAUUACAAGAUGACCAGGGUCUUCCCCUUAACCUUAAGCACACCAGACCAUGAAUUGCCAAAGUCCUUGUGAAAAGACAUAUUUCUGAUAAAAGGUUGCUGAAGCGACAUGUGCUAAAAGUGAAAGGCUGGUAACACAGUGAGACUUCUUUUCUGGUCACAGUUUUUCUUUGGCUCACAUGUGACACAUUGAAGCCCGGGUUUCUCCAUGAGUGAAAUAAGGGAUUUGUUCUCAGUGAGUUGUGUCUGGCCCAACGCUUACCUGUAGCCCUUAAGCCAGCCUUUCACUAGACCUUUGGUUCCUCUUUUGGAACUUUGUUCUGCACUCUAGUUGUCUACACCAAUGCCACACACGGAGAUGCUCUGCCCUGGGGCGUGAGCAGUCACAUGUGCCGGGACAGAUCUUUUCAGUGAGGCACCGCUGUGUUCCACAGAUGCAGAGAGUAAGUUGCCAUUAAAAAACCAGUCUCACUGGGUGUGGUAGCACAGGCCUUUAAUCCUAGCACUCGGACGCAGAGACAAGCAGAUCCCUGAGUUCAAGGCCAAUCUGGUCUAUGGAGCAAGUUCCAGGACAGCAAGGACUACAUAGAGAAACCUUGUCUCAACCGAAGGAAAAAAGAGAAAAAAACACUCUCCACAAGAAAUGUAUCCUUCUUGGGAGUACAUUCUGUCUUUUUAGCUUACCAAGACCAUUGAGGCUGGCCUCGAUGUCCUCAAGGAAGAAUGUUUUCAGUGUUUUGUGAACAAGAGCAAUGUCAAGUCAUCUCUGGCAAAUCAUAAAUUUUGAUACUUUUUAAUAAUGUCUCAGGCUUCCUCUUCUUACAAGUACUGAAUUCCCAAGUGGGCUCUGUUUGGGUCCAGAACUGCAGAUCCACUUUCAAGCGAGCCCAGCAACACUCCUGCCAGCCCUCUGUGGUCCUCAAUGUGGUGCUAAAGGUGAUACACCUCUUCUUGUCUUGUCGAGACUCAUCAUUGCUGGUAUGUUUGUUCUUCAGAUACAUCCUUUUGAGUAAGGGCUGCAUUUGUAUCCUUUCUAGAAGCACUUAGCUGAAAUCAGAUGAGAUCAUCGUGUUCAGUGAGUUAUUAGAACAGAUAAUCCAGACCUGCCUGGCCAAGAUUGACAUGAUAGAUUAUAAAUAAUCUUCACAUCAUCUCACCUGCAGGAAGCGCUUAGAGAAUGUUAACAUCAUGGCUGUGGAGCUCAGUGCGAUGCUUCACUUCAUUUGGCUUCAAAUUGUGGAGGCAUUGCUUGAACUAGAAGGUCCUGAGGGAAAUGUGCAGAGGAGGUGUUCAUCAGAAUUUAAUUUGAAGUGUCAAACAAACAGGAUGACAGUAAAGUCAUAGUGUAACCAGUGAACUCAGUGCCUGCCUUUGUCCAGGCUUAUCAGAUAUGACGCCUCUGCUCUGGGCAGCAUGAACAAAUCCGUGUGCAGUUUUAUCAGGUGGCAUAUGGAUAAUAUGGUAAUACUGCCUUUUCUAUCUCUCAGGCUGUUUCCAUGGAAACCUCCAGAGCCAAACAAAAGCUAACAAUCAUUUAACCAAAAAGCUUGCCUUGGCUCAGAGAUGUGUGUUCCUUUAAGGAAAGCUGUUUUUGUACAUUUGGCUGUAGAACAAGGGCUUUUGAACAGAUCCUAAAUUAAGAACGUUUUCCCUUCUUACACUGUUCUCUGGAUGUAUUAAAAUUUUUAAGAAUCUCUUCUGUGGGGUCAGUCUCCUGAAUGUCCCUCAGAUCUGCAGACCCUCACCUGAUAAAGCAAGGUUGGGGUCACUUCUUAUAAUGAAGUCUGUUGCCUUAAAUACUGGUUUUACACCACAUGUUCCUAAAAGGGACAUUAAUGUCUUGAACUUUAAAGUAGACACACUUAAUGACAAGAGUUUUAGAAAAUGAUACUUUGCAAAAAUGGAAAAUACCAAAACAGUUGGGUAAGCUCACAUAAUUCAUACAGGCCACUCCACUGUAGCCUGGGCCCGUCACAGAAACAUAAAACAGGCAUUGGGUAUGGUGGAACACACCUGUAAUGCCAGCACCUGGGAGGCAGGGACAGGAGGACUGCAAGUUCUGAGCCAGCCUGGGCUAUCUAACAAGACCCCGUCUCCGUAAACUAACCACUGGGCAUGUAGUUGGGGGAACGGACUUGAUUCUCCCACCAGUGGUAUCCCACUUGGUGGCCAAAGAGUUCCAUCUCCACAGGGUAGGUGAGACUCAGGAGGAGCGGCGGACUUGCAAAGCUGGUUUUCAGAGUGAAGAGGACAGUUCUGUGUCUAAUCAAACCAAAUGGACUGAACAGGCGCGGCUGUUUGUAAGCCCGCUUCACCUCAGCUGUUGUUACCAGCUGGUGUCAUUGUCUUUCUGUCUGGCUGAAUUUUCUAGGUUAGUCUUUUGUUUUGUUAAUGCUUUUAAGCAGCAAAAUGUGUCUCAAAUAGGUCUGUCACCAUAUUGUGAAUUUUGGGUUGUCAUUUAAUGAACUUGAACAUCCUUACAGAACUAAAUAGCGGCUUUGUAAAAUAAAUCUACCCAACGUUGUGAUUUCA
Peromyscus eremicus (cactus mouse) is the source of this 3905-nucleotide messenger RNA. It is a transcript of the gene Mfap3, whose product is annotated as microfibril associated protein 3. The transcript has 3 exons. The record is from RefSeq and is a predicted model, not a curated record. NCBI's taxonomy places the organism in Eukaryota, Metazoa, Chordata, Mammalia, Rodentia, Cricetidae. The coding region runs from base 268 to 1311 and encodes 347 amino acids.